GGGGCGGGCUCUGGGAGGUCCAAGGGGAGGAUGGAGCAGUGAGCGGGUCUAGGCGGCUGCCGGCAGCGCCAUGGAGACGGUGCAGCUGAGGAAUCCGCCGCGCCGGCAGCUGAAGAAGUUGGAUGAAGAUAGUCUCACCAAACAACCAGAAGAAGUGUUUGACGUCUUAGAGAAACUCGGAGAAGGGUCCUAUGGCAGCGUAUACAAAGCUAUUCAUAAGGAGACCGGUCAGAUUGUGGCUAUUAAGCAAGUGCCUGUGGAGUCAGACCUGCAGGAGAUCAUCAAAGAAAUCUCUAUAAUGCAGCAGUGUGACAGCCCACAUGUAGUCAAAUACUAUGGCAGCUAUUUUAAGAACACAGACUUGUGGAUUGUGAUGGAGUACUGUGGGGCCGGUUCUGUGUCUGAUAUCAUUCGAUUACGAAAUAAGACAUUAACAGAAGAUGAAAUAGCUACGAUAUUACAAUCAACACUUAAGGGACUGGAAUACCUUCAUUUUAUGAGAAAAAUACACCGAGAUAUCAAGGCUGGAAAUAUCUUGCUAAAUACAGAAGGACAUGCAAAACUUGCAGAUUUCGGGGUAGCAGGGCAACUUACAGAUACCAUGGCCAAGCGGAACACGGUCAUAGGGACACCGUUCUGGAUGGCUCCCGAAGUGAUUCAGGAAAUUGGGUACAACUGCGUGGCAGACAUCUGGUCACUGGGCAUCACUGCUAUAGAAAUGGCUGAAGGGAAGCCCCCGUACGCCGACAUCCAUCCGAUGAGGGCAAUCUUCAUGAUUCCUACCAACCCGCCUCCCACGUUCCGAAAGCCAGAGCUGUGGUCCGACGGCUUCAUGGACUUCGUGAAGCAGUGUCUUGUAAAGAGCCCUGAGCAGCGGGCCACGGCCACGCAGCUGCUGCAGCACCCGUUUGUCAAGAGCGCCAAAGGAGUGUCGAUCCUGCGGGACUUGAUUAACGAAGCCAUGGAUGUGAAACUGAAACGCCAGGAAGCCCAGCAGCGGGAGGUGGACCAGGAGGAUGAAGAAAACUCGGAGGAGGAUGAACUGGAUUCUGGCACGAUGGUCCGAGCAGCGGGUGACGAGAUGGGCACUGUCCGAGUAGCCAGCACCAUGAGCGACGGGGCCAAUACCAUGAUUGAGCACGAUGACACACUGGCGUCACAGCUGGGCACCAUGGUGAUCAACGCCGAGGAUGAGGAAGAGGAAGGGACGAUGAAAAGAAGGGAUGAGACCAUGCAGCCUGCAAAACCAUCUUUCCUUGAAUACUUUGAACAAAAAGAGAAGGAGAAUCAGAUCAACAGCUUUGGCAAGAGUGCCCCGGGCCCACUGAAGAACUCUUCAGACUGGAAAGUGCCCCAGGACGGAGACUAUGAGUUUCUUAAGAGCUGGACGGUGGAGGACCUUCGGAAGAGGCUCUUGGCCCUCGACCCCAUGAUGGAGCAGGAGAUCGAAGAGAUCCGGCAGAAGUACCAGUCGAAGCGGCAGCCCAUCCUGGACGCCAUUGAGGCCAAGAAGCGGCGGCAGCAGAACUUCUGAGCAGGGCCAGGCCAGGAGGGCCCAGGCCACAUGUUCUCUGGUGAGCACAGGACGGUCGCCACUAGAGCUCGCUGGCCACCACUUCCGCGCCCUUGUCUCCCCACAGCACCUUUGUGAACUCAGGAACAUGCGCCAGAGGGAAGGGCUGCCUGGGGCGUGGGUCUUACUUGGUCAGGUGAACCAACACAAAGGACUCCCGCUGGCGCUUUUACGCUCCGAGUUUUAAACCCCAGGAACAGAGGCUCCUGGUCGAGUGACAGCUGGAACAGUUUUACAUGGUCUGUUGUGCGUCUUCUCCCAAUAGCUUUCAAUUGUUCUUUCUGGAAGACUUUUUAGAAAACUAUAAAUAUGCCUUUGUAUAAAUUAUCGCUAGAUUCCCCACUCAGCGUGGUGGCAUCUCUGUACAGGUACAAUUUUCAACAGUUUGCCUCUUUUCUGUAAGAUUACGGUACUGUGGGACCCGAGGGCGGGGCCACCAGGCGCCCUCAGGGUCGCUUGCCUCCCGGGAACCAGCCUCACCCUCUGGCAGGGCUGCAUUUAAAAAUGAGGUUCAGGCCAGUUUUCCCCACGGUUUCAGCCUCGUGCAAGCCACCCCCGGCUUUGGGAGCUGGAGGGGACGUCCCAGGGAACGCCUCGGGGGUCACGGUGAUGUUUUGAGUCCCAGGAGAAGCCUGGCGCCCUCACUGAAAAUUGGCCUUUGCGGUUUCAGCGCCUUUUGUCCACCUUCACUCUCCCAACUGCCCAGAGCCGCAGCGCAGAUACUGCCCAGUGCCUUACAGGGGACGAGACCCCCCCAGCAAGGGGACAGGCCUUCAGGGAACCCUCAGCAAACACGGGGCCGGGUUCAGUCCGCAAAAGGGAGGGGGCUUUCCAGGUUCGCGCUGUUCCUGGGAAGGUCACACACAUGGCGUUUUGUGCCACAUUCCUUACAGGGUAGAGGGCAUUGACCGUGUGAUCUACAUUCAAAUGUGUGACUUUUUUUCUUUUAAUUUCUAUAGCUAAGGGGUCUGGAAAAGAUAGCGAAUGUCAGACUAAGAUUUGUUCUGGAGGAGCCUCAACCCAGACAUGUGGAAUGCCAGAGCUGGAAGGGACCCUAGAUGUCAUUUGAUGGAGGCUAGAGGUUGGGGGGGUGGCAGGGCCAAAGUCACAAAGCAAGGUGACACAGGAGCUAGGACUCACCUUGGGCUCCUCACCUGGUUCGCUGCCCACGCAGCCCCUUCUCCGAGGGAAGAAUCCUGUGUCCAUUUAGGUUCAGUUGUUCGGGGAAGCCUACCAAUGGGAACGGGCUCUUGCUCUGUCACUUCAGUGGGCGAGACUAUGAGGAGGUCCCGGGGGAGCCAGAUGGUCCCGGGUGAGCCAUUCCGUGGCCUCUGGACCGUCUGCUGGGUGGCAGCCAGGUCUCGUGCAGGCAGAUUUAGGGCCAAAAGCAGAGCAGAGGCUCGCAAAAGACAGCACUGAGCCCUUCUGCAGCGUCGGCUCAGGCCGCCUGUCAUUUAGUCACACAGCAAAGAGGAGACCCUUGGGAAAGGCAAAUGUAUGUUUAUUUUCAAAUACCUCUUCCUUUCAGGUAGGGGCUAGGCCUGGGCUGCACCUAAGGUUACUGCAGUUGGGCUCCAUAAUUACUUCUGCUCCCCAAAUCUGGGAAUCAAUGGAAAGUCAGGGAAUGUUCUUACGCGGCCAGAUUGUAUUCUCUGCAAUUAAAGCAAGUUUUAAAAAAUGCAAGAGGCAGCUGUCGGUCUGCAGGGCGUGGCCAGUAAAGCAGCUCCAAGGCAGACACAGAGAAGAGAGGACCAUGGGAGGUGCCCACUGGAGUGGCGAGUGGCCGCCUACGGUUUGCCGGGCGCAGGGCACAGGCGGCUCCUGCCGUCCGCCCCCAGUCCCACGUCCUCUGUGCAAGUCGAGUGCUUCGUCUCCAUUUCUUAGAUGAAGAAGCAGGUUCGGAGAGGGGCAGUGUUCUUGCCCAAGCAGCGCGGCUAAUAAGUGGUAGGAUGAGGGUGUGUAGGGACCCUCUGUGGGACCAGUAUUUACAGGAAAGUCUGUUUAAAAUGAAGUACCCUCCCCUUCUCACACAGGCUAAAUAACUCGUCCCGGGCAUUUUUCAGUAGGGAGACAGCUGAAUUAGUAGUCAAGUGUGGCAGCCAAGCGAGUUUGAAAAACUAGAUCAUGGAGCAGGCUCCCCCGACCCUGGAACACACACGCACGCACACACACACACACACACACACACACACACACACCACCUGCUGUGCUAAGGAACAGUCCUGCCUGGGUCUCUUUCCUUUUGAAAAAGGACUUCACACUUGGCCCAACAGGAAGGCAUUUUCUCCCGUCCUAAACUAGAUUAAGUGAAAGAAGUUUUCCAUUUUUCCCCAUAAAUAUUCCGGGAUUUCGAUCUGGGGAUGAUUUUGUUCCAGGCGUGGGCAUACCGGACACGCUGACCCAGCGGGGUACGUGGCUCUCCGGUCUGGCCGGACAGGGUCCUCUGCCAGAAACCAAGUUCUUUGUGAUCAGUUCCACUUCCUGAAAAGGCGUGUUUGUUUCCUACUGACAGGGUAAAUUUUUAUUCUUCUUUUUCCAUUGUCCCUUUUCCCAACCAUGGGUUUGGUGGAUGAAUGUUUGGCUGGCCAGGUAGACAGGCAGGCCGACUCUGCUCUGAAGCAACUUAAGAAAUACAGCCUUCGCUUCUUGAGACUAUACACUCCGAUCCAGGUAACAUUUAUUUAGCACCUAGCAUUUAAAACUCAAUAGCUCUUACCAAUAUCAGGAAUGAGAGAGGUCCUGAUAGAUCCUAUAGAUAUUAAAAGGCUCGUAUCAUGAACAACUUUAUGCUAAUCAAUUCAACAGGGUAGAUGAAAUGGACAAAGUAAUUGAAAGACACAAAGUACUACACUCAAGAAGAAACAGAUCCUCUGAGUUGCCCUGUAUCUUAGAACUUAAUAGCUCUGGGAGAUGGGGUGUCCUUGUCCCCUUUUACAGAAGAGGAAACAGGCUCGGGGAGCCGUUGCUCAAGGUGGUGACGGACCUGGAAUACGGCAGAGUGAGGACCCAGAGUCAGUUCUGCCUCCGACUGCAGCGCCCCGCCCCCCAGCCAACCACGUGGCCUCUAAAGAUCGCAGCUCCUCCUCCAGCGGGAAGUCCCCCUGCUGCCCGCAGCUGCCCACCGCAGCCUUCCUCGGCCGCCACGUCCGUGUUUGUCAUCUUUGGGACUCGUGUUCUUAACUUGUGUUUGGGGAAAAAUAAUUUCUUCCACCAGCUUGCACUGAGACCAACUUGGGGAAAAAAAAUGCUGUUGCAGGUGUACAACUUCAAAAUGUGAAUUUUGUAGCUUUACCUUUUUGUAACAAAAACUAAUAUAACACUGGCUUAAGUGCUGACUUGAAAUGCUGUUUUAUAGGGUUUGGAUGUACAUAAUCGCGAAGUCAGCAGUUUGUAUAUGGACAAGACAUCGCUUCCUUCAUUGCCCCCCCCCGUUUUGUUUUCUUUUUUUAUUUGAGAUGCUUCCUAGGUGCCUUUGUGUUGGAAUUGUUUCUCUCCUUCCUUCUUCUUAUGCCUUGUCACCUUUGUUUUAAAUAAACUGUCUUUCAGA
Messenger RNA from Artibeus jamaicensis (Jamaican fruit-eating bat), 5120 nucleotides. RefSeq names its product serine/threonine kinase 4 (gene STK4). NCBI's taxonomy places the organism in Eukaryota, Metazoa, Chordata, Mammalia, Chiroptera, Phyllostomidae. The record is from RefSeq and is a predicted model, not a curated record. Gene Ontology annotation, cellular component: cytoplasm. Gene Ontology annotation, molecular function: ATP binding; protein serine/threonine kinase activity. Bases 71 to 1534 code for a protein of 487 amino acids. Gene Ontology annotation, biological process: intracellular signal transduction; regulation of MAPK cascade; protein tetramerization. The transcript is spliced from 11 exons.